AUGACAUCAUUAACGAAUCGUCGAUCGGAUUGUUUAAAAUCAUUAACUAGUGAAGAAUUAAUGGUCUAUAAUUUUCGUGCUUAUGUAUCACCUUUGCUAGCAUUCAUUGGUAUACCAGCAAAUAUUUUUGUAAUUAUUAUUUUCAAUCUAUUACAACGUCAACAAUCAUGUCGUUUUAAUUUAUAUGCAAUAUGGAUGGCAUUAGCACAUUUAGUACAAUUAAUUGUCAACACAUUGAUUGAUGAUUUUUUAGGUCGUGGUUUAAAAUGGGCUACAGAUUGUUAUAUAUGGUAUCAAGUGGAUGCAUAUUCAUCAUUUACAUGUAAACUGUUAACAUAUCUGUCAGAUGUUUCCGCUUUAAUAGCAUCAUGUAUCCUUAUGUUAUUUAGCAUAGAUCGUGUAUGUUCAGUAUAUUGUUCUAAACCAAUUGAACAAAUUUUACAUUUACGUAUUGCUAAAUUAUCAAUAUUCAUUAUUUAUGUAAUUUGUUUUCUAUUAAAUAUCCCGCAUUUAAUUUAUGCUGAUUUAAAAGAUGAUCCAAAAGAAACUGUCAAUUGUCAAUAUGUUGAUCCAGUAGCAACUGGUGUAAAAUAUGUACUUUAUUUAUAUAUUAUUGGUGUAACAAUAUUACCAGCUAUAUUAAUAUUUAUAAUGAAUAUUUUGAUCUCAUGUAAAUUGAAAUCUACCAUACAACAAUCAAAAUUGCAUGGUUAUCAUGAUAAACAAUCUUAUAGUGAAUUAAGUAAAGUGAUUACUCAUUUAGCUAUAAGUAUUAUGUUCACAUGUUUAUCGAUUCCAUUAGUGACAUUAAUGAUAUUACGACAAAAAGUACAUUUUAAUAAUUAUGAAUUAAUUUAUCCAAUGUAUGCAUAUAAAAUUAUACAAUUAUCAAAAUUAUUUAGUUCAGUGGAUUCUUUCAAUCAUACAUUUGAUUUUUUUCUUUAUUGGGCAUUUUUGCCAGUAUUUCGACAAACAUUACAUGAUAUCAUUAUAAAUAUCUAUUCAUUUAUGCUGUGUAUUAAUCAUUAUAAAAGAAGAAAGAGUACUAUUGGUAAUCAUAGUAAUAAUAAUAGUAAUAAUAUUAUUAUUGGUAAAAAUAUGACAAGAAAUAAUAAUACUCAUAGGAUACUUGAUAGUAAUAGUAAUAGUAAUCAUCAGCAUCAUCAUCAUAAACUCAUCAAUAAUCAAAUGAACAGUAUUCAUAAUAAUAAUAAUAAUACUGAUAACAGUAAUCAUUGUAAGACUAAUGCAUAUGACUAUGAUUUAUCUAAUUUAGCAUGUUAUACAGAUUUUCCUAUAGGAUAUUGUAAAGGUCGUUGUUCUCCACAUCAUCUUUACUAUUAUCAACAUUAUCGUAAUCAUCGUGAUCGUCCGCAUCAUCAUCAUCAACAGCAGCAUCCUCAUCAGCAUCAUCAUCGACAUCGUUAUUACCAGUACUAUGAACCGCAUCGUCAAUAUUAUCGACGAUAUCCACAUAAACUUUAUCAACUGGAAUAUAGUAAACAAUUAAGUUUUCAUUGUAUGGAAGAACUACGUAGUAAACAAUGUCAAGAUGAACAACAACAAAAUCAAAGUAGACCUUCUAGAUAAAAUCAUCUCUAUUCCUCAUUUGUAUUUAUUACAAAGAGAGAUUUUUUUUCCUACCGAUCUGAGAUUCUAUUUUAUAGAUUAUAUAUAUAUGUAAG
Messenger RNA from Schistosoma turkestanicum, 1685 nucleotides. The record is from the annotation of a GenBank genome assembly. Lineage: Eukaryota; Metazoa; Platyhelminthes; Trematoda; Strigeidida; Schistosomatidae.